Messenger RNA from Xiphias gladius (swordfish), 2565 nucleotides. RefSeq names its product heat shock 60 protein 1 (gene hspd1). The transcript is spliced from 10 exons. Lineage: Eukaryota; Metazoa; Chordata; Actinopteri; Istiophoriformes; Xiphiidae. Gene Ontology annotation, biological process: positive regulation of interleukin-6 production; protein import into mitochondrial intermembrane space; apoptotic mitochondrial changes. Gene Ontology annotation, cellular component: mitochondrial matrix; mitochondrial inner membrane. The record is from RefSeq and is a predicted model, not a curated record. Gene Ontology annotation, molecular function: protein-folding chaperone binding; ATP binding; ATP-dependent protein folding chaperone. The coding region runs from base 1 to 1728 and encodes 575 amino acids.
AUGUUUCGCUUACCAACAGUCAUGAAGCAGGUGAGGCCUGUGUGCCGGGCGCUGGCGCCUCACCUGACACGAGCCUACGCUAAGGACGUGAAGUUUGGAGCCGACGCUCGCGCCCUCAUGCUGCAGGGAGUGGACCUGCUGGCUGACACUGUGGCUGUCACCAUGGGCCCGAAGGGUCGUACUGUCAUCAUUGAGCAGAGCUGGGGCAGCCCUAAGGUCACCAAGGACGGCGUGACGGUGGCCAAGAGCAUCGACCUGAAGGACAGGUACAAGAACAUCGGUGCCAAGCUGGUGCAGGAUGUGGCCAACAACACCAACGAGGAGGCUGGCGAUGGCACCACCACCGCCACGGUGCUGGCUCGUGCCAUCGCCAAGGAGGGGUUUGACACCAUCAGCAAAGGCGCCAACCCUGUGGAGAUCCGCCGUGGAGUCAUGAUGGCCGUGGAAACCAUCAUCAGUGAGCUGAAAAAGCUCUCCAAGCCGGUCACAACCCCUGAGGAGAUCGCACAGGUUGCUACCAUCUCAGCCAAUGGAGACGUGGAGAUUGGUAACAUCAUCUCCAACGCCAUGAAGAAAGUUGGCCGCAAGGGAGUCAUCACCGUCAAGGACGGGAAGACCAUGCACGACGAGCUGGAGAUCAUUGAGGGUAUGAAGUUUGACCGUGGCUACAUCUCCCCUUACUUCAUCAACACUGCCAAAGGUCAGAAGUGUGAGUUCCAGGACGCCUACCUGCUGCUGAGUGAGAAGAAGAUCUCCAAUGUCCAGAGCAUCGUGCCCGCCCUGGAGAUUGCCAACCAGCACCGCAGACCGCUGGUUAUUGUGGCGGAGGAUGUGGAUGGAGAGGCCCUCAGCACAUUGGUCCUCAACAGGCUCAAGGUUGGCCUUCAGGUGGUCGCCGUCAAAGCCCCAGGCUUUGGAGACAACAGGAAGAACCAGCUGAAGGAUAUGGCCAUCGCUACUGGGGGCACUGUGUUUGGAGAUGAGGCUCUGGGCCUGGCCCUCGAAGACAUCCAGGCUCACGACUUCGGGAAGGUCGGUGAGGUGCAGAUUACCAAAGACGACACCUUGUUGCUGAAGGGAGGCGGCAGCCCAGCCGAGAUUGAGAAACGGGCAGUGGAGAUCGUCGAGCAACUGGACAACACCACCAGCGACUACGAGAAGGAGAAACUGAACGAGAGGCUGGCCAAGCUGUCUGACGGAGUGGCUGUGCUCAAGGUCGGAGGGACGAGCGACGUGGAGGUGAACGAGAAGAAGGACCGCGUGACGGACGCUCUGAACGCCACCCGCGCAGCUGUGGAGGAGGGCAUCGUACCGGGCGGAGGCUGCGCGCUGCUGCGCUGCAUCCCAUCGCUCGAUACCCUCAAGACUGCCAAUGCUGACCAGAAGAUCGGCGUGGACAUCAUCAGGCGGGCGCUCCGUAUCCCCGCGAUGACCAUCGCUAAGAACGCAGGUGUGGAGGGCUCGCUGGUGGUGGAGAAGAUCCUGCAGGGAUCCGCCGACAUCGGCUACGACGCCAUGCAGGGAGAGUACGUCAACAUGGUGGAGAAGGGCAUCAUUGACCCCACCAAGGUGGUGAGGACGGCGCUGCUGGACGCCGCAGGAGUGGCCUCUCUGCUCUCCACCGCCGAGGCCGUCGUCACGGAGAUACCCAAGGAGGAGAAGGAGAUGCCGGGAGGCAUGGGAGGCAUGGGCGGCAUGGGCGGCAUGGGAGGAGGCAUGGGUUUCUAAGCCGUUCCUCCUGACUUGCUGCUGUACAGACUAAUAGGCAGAGUGAUGCUGGGGGUGGCUGAGGAACACACGCGCACACACACACACACACACACACACACGCGCACACACACGCACACACGCACACAAAAGCCUCCUCCAACCUGCAACCACCUCCACCGAACUCUGCCGCCACUGACUGGCCAUGAGUAUGUUGGAGCCGCCCCCACUAUUAAAUUCUGCCUCCUGCCUCCUUGCCCGGGUCUCUGGAGGAGCCAGCCCUCGCCCCGAAUCUGUGCUGCUCCGUCCCACUCACCCGGUCUGGAGGAGGAGACCCCCACCCCACCCAUCGAGCCCAGUCGCCACACCAGAACCCUCCUAACGGCUCUGCUCAAAUGAACCAUCGACACGUGUACAAUCUCAUAGUUAAUCAUGUAAAAUGCUCGUUAAAGGUGAUGCCACUGUGAUCUCAGUAACAGGUAGUAAAAUAAUUAAAGUGGUCUAAGAAGAAAACUUCACAGAAACUAACAGAGUGUGCGUACUGAUGAUGCUCUGUAGUACCCGCAAAGAUGGCGGGGCUUGAACAAGAAGAAACGCAUAGCCAGGAAUGUGUCGCUGUCCCUUUAUUUUUGUUUUUGUAAUAUUUUGUUAAUUCUUUUGUUUGUUUGCCCCCCCCCCAAACUAAUGAGAUGUGGGUUACAAUUUGUCAUUUGAUUUAAUUAAACCAUUUUUUCUUACAGAGCCCGGACAUUUUCUGUGUCUCUGAAGUGAUGUUACAUUUUAUUUGUCCGGUUGAUGGAGAAAAGUAACACUUGUUCCCUUGUACCUGACCCCAAAUGGACAGAGAGAGUGCCUACA